This is a messenger RNA of Scatophagus argus, 2273 nucleotides long. Its product is annotated as solute carrier family 25 member 53-like. The transcript is spliced from 2 exons. Bases 260 to 1141 code for a protein of 293 amino acids. The record is from RefSeq and is a predicted model, not a curated record. NCBI's taxonomy places the organism in Eukaryota, Metazoa, Chordata, Actinopteri, Scatophagidae.
UAACCGACGCCGAAAGAUUAAUGCCCGUUGCAUCUGUUAUCUUGACGCCGUCGCGCACUGUCUGACGGGAUUUAACUACUUAUUUUAUCUGCAUUCAUGAAGGAAACCUGUUGUCCUCGCAGCUCAACGAAGAACCAGAGAUUAGCCCCUUUCACGAUCGGUGUUGGAAAACAAAUAGAUGCCCGUGCUGCCUUCAACAACCAACAAUGACUUUACAUUUUCUAUUUUUGCUGUAGGGUGACAGCUGACUGGCUCAACGAUGGCAGGAAGUUCUGACAGUAAAAAUGAUGAAAGGGGCCACGGUGAUCCACAGUUUCGUUUCCAUAGCUAUUUACAUGGAGGGACCUCGAGUUUGCUGUCAGCCCUGCCCACUCUCAUUGUUUUCCCUGUAUAUAAAACUGUUUUUCGCCAGCAAAUCCACAAUACCCCAGUUCACCAGGCAGUUGGACAACUCUACAAAGAGGGACUUGUAAAGCUCUACAGGGGCGUGGCCCCACCAUUACUGAUGAGAACACUUAAUGGCACGCUGCUCUUUGGCCUCCAGGACACCAUCCUCCACAAGCUCUCCCUGUCAUCCCAAAAUGUCAUCUCCACCUCUGCCCUGCCUGCUCUGGCUGGGUUUGGUGCAGGCAUGGUAGAAGCUGUGGUUCUAACCCCCUUUGAGCGCAUCCAAAAUGUGUUGCAAAACAGUCAAAACGACCGUCAACUGCCCACCUUGAAAAGUGUUCUCGUCAAGCUGAAGGCACAGAGGCUGGCCUCAGGGUACUACAGAGCUUUCCUGCCCAUCACAGCCCGCAACGCCCUCGGCAGCUCCCUCUACUUUGGCCUGAAGGGGCCUAUGUGUGCCGUCGUGGCAGGACAAGGACUGUCUCCAGUGUUCUCCUCCUUUAUCUCAGGAACACUGACCUCCAUGGCAAUCAGCUUAGCUCUUUACCCACUGUCUGUGCUUGUGGCAAACAUGCAGGCACAGGUGGGAGGGGAGGUGAAGGGGGUCAUGGCUUGCUGGAGGAUGCUGUGGAAAUCUCGGCAGGGGCGUGUCGCUCUGCUUUACCGAGGAGGUUCUCUGGUUAUUUUGAGGUCAUGCAUUACAUGGGGAAUCACCACUGCUAUCUACGACAGGCAGCAGAAACAUUCAGGCUGAUGACAGACCAUUAAAAAUUGUUGGGUUUAUUACUUGUAUUAUUUGUUAUCCAGAAAACUGAAUGAAACCAUAUUACAUCAAUUUUUUUUUGUAUGUUUGCACUUUGUAUUCACUUGUAUUCCUCAUCACUAUUUCACACUCACCUGGUGCCUAAACAGCCACAUUGCUGUUGACUUCAUCUGACCUCCAGUGCUUCCACAAGAAGAACACAAUUCAUCACCUGCUUCAAAUCAGUGAAUGCUGACAUUUUUGCAAGUCAGAAUGCCCGAACAAGUUGAAAGCACCACUGCUGGGACUUAAACCCCAGUCACUAAGGGAGUGGGUGAAUAUUUAUUAUGUACCAAAGUGGUCUGUGCAUUAGAAAUAUAAAUACUCUGCAAGUGAAUCAUAGGUGCCUUGUAUUUUUUCUCUUUUUUUUGUCUUAAAUGGGAACUUCACAAAUGUUAUUCCUGAAAGUUUACCCAUUACUGGAAGUUCUACUGAGCCUGUGGAAAUGGUUGUAUAAUGUCCUCUGUGGCUCUGAAGGAGGAUGAAAUGGGGAAUGACAUUCAGGAAAGGAAAGGUAAUCGCGUACCAUGAUCAGCGACUUAGAUCCUAUGGGCCACCCAUGGAGUUUUCUAAAGUGAUGAUCGGGGGUUUUUUUAUUGCAUUGGAGACUACAACUUAAAAAGUAGAAGUUGAAAGUUGGGGUGUGGAUUUUGCAAAAAGAUGGUUAGUGAUUUGAUUUCAUGCAUAUGCCAGACCCAUAUGACGGGAUUAGAUUGUGUCUUUGUGAUAGUGCAUGCCAGUAUACUAAAUUACUGGAGUUCCCCUUUAAGUGUACAGAGGAGACAAAUGCAAGUUCAAGGUGUUUUGUCAAUGUAUUAUUUAAUUUUCUGUAUGAUAUAGACACUGUAUUAUGUAUAAUAUCUAUACCAUAAAGCCAACACUGCAAUCAGAAGACAAUGCUUGAAAUAAUUUAGUUUGUCAUUUAAAAUGUAGCCCAUAAAAUAAAACUGUAUCUACUUGACUGUGAAAGAAGAAUGUCAACUGCCUGUCUGUAAACUAAACAUAUAACUUUAUUUUUAAAAACUCCUUUAUUGUAUUUAUUUAUCAAGUCACUGCAUUAAUAAAUUAAUCUUAUCAGUCGUGC